AUGUAUGCAACUGCCGGCAUUGGUGCUUUGGGACUUGGGUUGCUGCUACGCCGUGGUGACAAGGAAGAUACUGACGUGAAGGACAUGGAGGCACUCUCUAAAGUUCCCUUACGCCGCCUCGUUUCCGGCUGGAUAAGUUUUGCAUUUUGUGCUUCGCCCACUUGGGUCGAGGCCAGUGAGACGAUGUACAACAUUGUCUCCAGAGUUCCUAUCAUCUCUUCGAUUGCGAAUUCCUUUAUCAUCCACACCUUCUUCAGCCAAUUUCUUGGUGGGCAGACAACUCAAGAGUGCAUCCCAAAGGUCAGACAGCUGCGUGAUGCGCAGCUCGGUACCUUACUUGGUUACAACAUCGAAGCGACGCUCGAUGGGUCUAGCAAGGAUCCUAAUCUUAUUCUCAAGCAGACACAGUCAGUCUUAGAGUCUAUUGAUGUUCAAGCGAAGCUAGCCAAGGAGUUUACGGGUGAUGCUGCCUCAGAUCCCGAGGUUGACAACAAAUGCUGGGUUCGCCUUAAAAUUACUGGACUCCUCAACGAUCCAUCUGCUCUCGAGGCAGGCUCACGCGCGAUAUUAAAGGCUCGCGCCGCCCAGGGUCUCGAUAAAGAUGUUCCACUGCCUGGUCUUCCUCACGAUGGUGACUGGGAGGCUGCUCUAGAUGGCGACGGCGUCACACCCUAUCACCGCGAUCAGCUUGUUCGUCUCCGCGCUACUAUGGAAGGUAUUAUCAGCAAGGCACGUGAUAACAAUAUUCGUGUUGUUAUCGAUGCAGAACAGUCUUGGUACCAGCCAGUUCUUGAUGCUCUCACCGAUGAGUUUAUGCAGAAAUAUAAUAAACUGGGGGGUCCGGCGACCUGCAUUGCCUCUUUCCAGGCUUACCUCCGACGUCACCCGCAGCUACUCGAACAACAGAUAAAGCGUGCUGAAGAGAAAGGCUACAAAUUACUUUACAAGCAGGUCCGCGGAGCCUAUAUUGUUUCCGAGGCUGCAUGGUGGAAACAGAAAUCUGGUGAAGAAGGCUCUGUGGUUUGGCCAACCAAGGAAGACACUGAUGCCAGCUACAACAGCACCAUGGAAAGGGCCAUCUCCCUCAUCACUGAUCAGGUCCGGUCGAAUGGGUCGGCUCGUUUUGGUGCCGUGUUUGCUACUCACAACGCCCACAGCAUCGACAAGGGCAUUCAGCUCCUGGAUAAAACUGGCUUUCUGUCGCCUGAUCCCAAGUCAAGGUUGCUUUUGCUCGACAAAAAUGUUGCCAACAGCGUUACUUUCGCUCAGCUCUUUGGUAUGAAGGAUGAUCUCACUAAUCGGAUCACGGGAACUGUAGCCGCCUCCAAUGGUUUGCCCCUGGUUGUGAAGUCUAUGAGUUACGGAGAGUUGUCUGAGUGUAUUCCCUUCCUUUCUCGACGAGCAAAUGAAAAUAAAGCCAUUCUAUCAGGUCGUGGUGGCGCACUUUCUGAGAGAAAGCGCCUUGGCCGCGAAAUCCAACGCCGCCUUUCACCAUUUGGUGCUCGGGUACAGAAGUCUUGA
Messenger RNA from Clonostachys byssicola, 1521 nucleotides. Lineage: Eukaryota; Fungi; Ascomycota; Sordariomycetes; Hypocreales; Bionectriaceae. The record is from the annotation of a GenBank genome assembly.